AUGGUUCUUGCACCAGAGAUUGAUGGUCAUUUGAUGAACGGUGUCAAUGGGGGUGCCGAAUGCGCAGCAUGUACAAUGGUUUUGGGUAUAAUUGAGAGAGUAUCUAUUGUUUACAAUGAAAGUAUUGUGGCAUCACUCGAACGAUUCUGCAAUUUUUUACCAAAUGAAUUUAGAAUAUAUUGUAAAACGACUGUCGAAGUUUUGGGUACAAUCAUUAUUGAUGGCUUCGCGAAGAAUGAAACAUCCGAUGUCAUUUGUCAUUCACUGAAAAUUUGCCGAACUGAUCCUGGUCAACCAGAAUGUCGAUUGUAUCAGGUCAAAUCAUCAUCACCAUCAUCUAUCUCUCUCGGGCAGAGUGGAUCGAAUCUUCGUCAAAAUCAUCCAUCACUUCUUCCUUUACUCACAUCGAAAAUCUGUACUAUUCCAGGCAUUGAUGAAAUCUGUAAAAUUCUUGAACAGGUCUUUAACAAUCAUAUACCUCUUGUCGAUAUUGAUGGCGAUCGAUUCGGUACGGAAGCAACAUUUCGUGGUAGUUCAUGGCGUGGUAAAGAUUGUAAUGAUUUAUCAUCAAAAAUUCGACCGGGUGCACGUUCCAUGAAAGGUGAUUUUCUUAUUGACCAUAAUUGUAAUGGAAUCUUUGGCAUGGAUUCAUCAACAAAUCGGCCAUGGGAAGAUGAAUUAUGCAAUGAUACACAACGAAUAGGCGUUGCCAUAUUAGGUGACUCUGUUUCUGCUCAUUUUCAUAUUCCCGAACAAUGGCUCGAUGCUAGUCAAGCAUCAUCAUCUGUAUUUGAACAUAUGCUAUUCAUUAUUGAGAAUGAACUCGAUUGGCCACAAUUAUCUGGUUCGACAGGUUAUCUCAAUAUCUCUUGGCCGAAUAUUGCAGGUGAAACACGUUCAACUUACGCUCGUUUUUUUGAACGUGAUCAUUGCAAUCAUCGAGACUAUCAAAAUAUUGCAGUGAACGGAGCACGCAGUUCAUCGAUGAUCAAUAUUUCAAAGACAUUAACACGUGAUCCAGAAAAUGAUGUUCCUCUUCUCGUUUUCUAUGCCUUAGUUGGUAAUGAUGUCUGUAAUGGUUAUCCGAAUACAAUUGAUCAUAUGACUACUGUAAAAGAGAUGCGUACCAAUGUAUUGACCGUUCUUACUUAUCUUGAUACGAUUUUACCUAAAGGUAGUCACGUAUUGACAACUGGUCUAGCCAAUGGUAGUCUCUUAUAUGAAUUAUUACACAAUCGUAUUCAUCCAUUGGGUCGUGUUGGUACACCAGUCACCUAUGCACAAUUCUAUACAUAUUUAUCUUGUCUGCAAGUAUCUCCAUGCAAUGGAUGGCUGACAACAAAUGAUACAUUACGUGCAUUGACUUCUCAACGAGCAAUCGAUCUGUCCGCAGCAAUACGUAAUGUGACAUUAGAAUAUUCACCCAAGAAUUUUGAUCUUGAUUAUUUCUACGUUUCUGUCGCUGACGUUUUUGCAGAAUGGGCAGCACAAGGUGGCGAACCAUGGCAAUUAGUUGAGAGUGUCGAUGGUUUUCACAUCAAUCAAUAUGGUCAUGCAUUGGUUUCUGAUUUUACUUGGACAUGGUUAGAAAAAAAUAAACCUCAUUGGUUACCACCAUGGAAUCCACACAAUGCAGACAUCGAACGUAUUUUCAAAGAUCAAGGCGGCUAUUAA
Messenger RNA from Rotaria sordida, 1674 nucleotides. The record is from the annotation of a GenBank genome assembly. Lineage: Eukaryota; Metazoa; Rotifera; Eurotatoria; Philodinida; Philodinidae.